Molecule: messenger RNA, 1065 nt
Organism: Procambarus clarkii (red swamp crayfish)
Lineage: Eukaryota; Metazoa; Arthropoda; Malacostraca; Decapoda; Cambaridae
Source: RefSeq, a predicted model, not a curated record
AUGUCCUGUCUUCACAUCUACAGGAAGAUUCCUGUAGAAUAUUCUUCACAUUCCUGUCUUCACAUUACAGGAAUAUCACUGUUUGGUGGUUCUUCCUACGAACUGCCACAUACUAAUUUGAAAUACUUUGGCGGGAAACGGCCACCCAACGUCCACUGCACAGACGAUGGCACAGGAGACGGCUCAGAAGAUGGCGCAGGAGACGGCUCAGAAGAUGGCGCAAGAGACGGCUCAGAAGAUGGCGCAGGAGACGGCUCAGAAGAUGGCACAGGAGACGGCUCAGAAGAUGGCACAGGAGACGGCUCAGAAGAUGGCGCAGGAGACGGCUCAGAAGAUGGCGCAAGAGACGGCUCAGAAGAUGGCGCAAGAGACGGCUCAGAAGAUGGCGCAAGAGACGGCUCAGAAGAUGGCGCAAGAGACGGCUCAGAAGAUGGCGCAGGAGACGGCACAGAAGAGGCGCAAGAGACGGCUCAGAAGAUGGCGCAGGAGACGGCUCAGAAGAUGGCGCAAGAGACGGCUCAGAAGAUGGCGCAAGAGACGGCUCAGAAGAUGGCGCAAGAGACGGCUCAGAAGAUGGCGCAGGAGACGGCUCAGAAGAUGGCGCAAGAGACGGCUCAGAAGAUGGCGCAGGAGACGGCACAGAAGAUGGCGCAGGAGACGGCUCAGAAGAUGGCGCAAGAGACGGCUCAGAAGAUGGCGCAAGAGACGGCUCAGAAGAUGGCGCAAGAGACGGCUCAGAAGAUGGCGCAGGAGACGGCUCAGAAGAUGGCGCAAGAGACGGCUCAGAAGAUGGCGCAGGAGACGGCACAGAAGAGGCGCAAGAGACACCACAGAAGAUGGCGCAGGAGACGGCUUAAAGAACAACAACAACAACAUCAGCUGCAGCAUCAGUCCAGGGUCGAACUCUUUGAGGCCAAAACACGCGCCAUUUUUGUCUCCCGCCAAGGUCCCUCCUCAACUGGCACCACUGGCUCUCCAGCCCCCAUGAGAGCACUAUUCGCCCGUCGCAGUACGGCCGGUAACCACACCCAUCUAGCCAAGAUCCUCGCCUCUCCUGGGCAAUAG